Geodia barretti is the source of this 1116-nucleotide messenger RNA. The record is from the annotation of a GenBank genome assembly. NCBI's taxonomy places the organism in Eukaryota, Metazoa, Porifera, Demospongiae, Tetractinellida, Geodiidae.
AUGAACCUGGAAACCAAUUUGCGAGAGCGGCUGAAGACUCCGCAGCGGUCGUUGAUCGUCGCACUCCCGAUUCGAAUGGACGACGGCCACGUUCGCGUCUUUCAAGGAUACCGGGUCCAACAUGAUUCCGCACGCGGGCCAUCCAAGGGCGGGCUGCGGUACCACCAGGACGUCGCCCUGGGAGAAGUGGCGGCAUUAGCCAUGUGGAUGACCUGGAAAACCGCUCUGGUCGGACUUCCAUAUGGAGGGGCAAAGGGUGGCAUUCAAGUCAAUCCUCAUAUGCUGUCACUCUCCGAACUGGAACGUCUCACCCGGCGAUAUGCGGCUGAAAUCUUUCCGCUGAUCGGCCCGGACAAAGAUAUUCCCUCACCGGAUAUCGGCACGAACCAGCAAGUCAUGGCCUGGUUCAUGGACACCUACAGCCAGCAGGUCGGAUUCUCCGUCCCCGGCGCCGUCACGGGCAAACCCCUUGCAAUCGGAGGGAGUCUGGGUCGCGAAGAAGCCACCGGACGAGGGGUGGUGAACGUGACGAUAGAAGCACUCCGCCAUAAGGGGAUUGACCUGGAGGAUACGAGCGUUGUGAUCCAAGGGUUUGGGAACGUGGGUUCACACACCGCCAAAAUCUUCGACGAAGCCGGGGCUCGAGUGAUUGGCAUCAGUGACGUCACGGGUGGCGUCUUCAAUCCGAAAGGGUUGCCGAUAGACGCGAUCUUUCAACACCAUCGGCUCGGUUUGCCCGUUCAAGACAUGAAAGUCGGUGAUCACCUGACCAACGAUGAGUUGCUUGCCCUGGAUUGUACGGUACUGAUUCCCGCCGCGCUCUCUGAACAAAUUACCGGCAAAAACGCCGAACGCCUCCGCUGUCGCAUUCUGGCGGAAGCGGCGAAUGGGCCGACGACGUUGGAGGCGGACGCUAUUUUAAACGAUCGGGACGUCUUCAUUAUUCCCGAUAUUUUAGCCAAUUCAGGCGGAGUGAUCGUCUCGUAUUUUGAGUGGGUCCAGGACGUCCAACAUUUUUUCUGGAAUGAGCGUGACAUUCAGCAACGACUUCAUGAACUCAUUACGCACGCCUUCCAUCGACCUUCGCUUGCAGAGAGAGAAGAAAUUUCACGAUGA